AACUCAUCGUACAGAAACAUUCUGCUGGAGAUGUUCCCUAACAUCAGAGUGUUGGAUGGUGAGACAUUUAUAUUAAUAACAUUCUGCUGGAGAUGUUCCCUAACAUCAGAGUGUUGGAUGGUGAGACAUUUAUAUUAAUAACAUUCUGCUGGAGAUGUUCCCUAACAUCAGAGUGUUGGAUGGUGAGACAUUUAUAUUAAUAACAUUCUGCUGGAGAUGUUCCCUAACAUCAGAGUGUUGGAUGGUGAGACAUUUAUAUUAAUAACAUUCUGCUGGAGAUGUUCCCUAACAUCAGUGUUGGAUGGUGAGACAUUUAUAUUAAUAACAUUCUGCUGGAGAUGUUCCCUAACAUCAGUGUUGGAUGGUGAGACAUUUAUAUUAAUAACAUUCUGCUGGAGAUGUUCCCUAACAUCAGUGUUGGAUGGUGAGACAUUUAUAUUAAUAACAUUCUGCUGGAGAUGUUCCCUAACAUCAGAGUGUUGGAUGGUGAGACAUUUAUAUUAAUAACAUUCUGCUGGAGAUGUUCCCUAACAUCAGUGUUGGAUGGUGAGACAUUUAUAUUAAUAACAUUCUGCUGGAGAUGUUCCCUAACAUCAGAGUGUUGGAUGGUGAGACAUUUAUAUUAAUAACAUUCUGCUGGAGAUGUUCCCUAACAUCAGUGUUGGAUGGUGAGACAUUUAUAUUAAUAACAUUCUGCUGGAGAUGUUCCCUAACAUCAGAGUGUUGGAUGGUGAGACAUUUAUAUUAAUAACAUUCUGCUGGAGAUGUUCCCUAACAUCAGUGUUGGAUGGUGAGACAUUUAUAUUAAUAACAUUCUGCUGGAGAUGUUCCCUAACAUCAGAGUGUUGGAUGGUGAGACAUUUAUAUUAAUAACAUGCUUCAAUAGAGGUUUUAAAGUCCAGUGUUUGUCAAGUUACAAUGAUCUGUCCUGCUCACUGUUGUGUUUUAGGUGAAAGAGUGGUUGGACGUGGGAGCGAUUUAUAUCAAUUAUGCAAAGACAUUGAUGAAACUAUCAAAGGUAUUUCUUACUAGCUUGCAACUAUUUAACAUUUUCAGAACAGAGAAGAACUAGAUUGGACUUUUGAGCAGCCAAAUGUAUUGAAAUGGAGUGACCAUAUGGUCUUUGCUGAAGGUAUAUUUGACAACUGUAAAAUAGUGUUUGACCCAGAAUGUCCUCUUAUGUCCCUGUUCAGAUGGUUUCUAUAGGAAUGGCCAGCUACCAGAGCUGCCUGACUGUAAGCCCUGGGUCGACAACGACUUCUGGGAGAUCAAGAGAUCCAACAACGCCAUUAUAGACGAGGCCUACAAACAAUUCAAUGGUGAGAAUACGUCCAUAAUGUGUUAUUAUAAAUGUUACAUACAUUAACGUUACAUGAAUAUUAAAUAGACUGUACUUAACUGGAACUAAUACAAUAAUGUACGUUUGAAUAGCUUCCCAUCUUCCUAAUGGGUCAUUCCACCUCAAAAAGCACAAGAAAGUGGAUUUCGACACCCACCAUCUCAGAUUGUUCUGAAAUUGUUUCUGUUUUUAGAAACAGAUAAGAUUAGCAUUCCUGCAACAUUCUUUUGUUGAAAUAUUAUUUGAUCUCUGAAAAAUUAAGCUAAUUGAUUGCACCCAAAUUCACCAUUUUAAUUUAUAGGAUUCAUAUAAUAUUCAAUAAAUAUAGUACCUAACAUCAAAUUUGGACCAAACAUUUUUCUAACAAUGAGUUAGAGUAAAAAAAAUGAUAAGUUACAAAAAUGAAAAAAAAAAAAAAAAAAAAAAAAAAUGAUUAAAGAGCAGCAGUAUUGUUUCUUCAUCCAAUGUAAUGUAUUGGGGGGGACAGCACCAUCUAGCAGUCAGAACCUUGUAAUAAUAUGGAGCUGCUGCUUGGAGUAUUGUUUCUUCAUCCUAUGUAAUGUAUUCUCAGUGAAUUUGGUGAUGUUUUUUUUUUCCCCUGUUCAGAGAAAUUAGUCAUUGAAGUUGUUAGGUUUAUGUCCAUUCCUACAUCCUGAUAUUACAAGGUUCUGACUGCUAGAUGGUGCUGUCCCCCUCCCCAUGUUAAAGGGAUAGUUCACCCACAUGACAAAAACACGUUGGUUUCCUCACCCUGUCAGCAGUCUAUGGACAAGGUAUGACAGCAAUCCAUGCUUUGGUUUAGUUGUUUACUGUUUCAAAUGCUAACUUUUUAGCAUUUGUGGCACUAAUCCAAUGCAAGUCAAUGGUACCUACACUGAGCAUACAAAACAUUAUGAACACCUGCUCUUUCCAUGACAGACUGACCAGGUGAAUCCAGGUGAAAGCUAUGAUCCCUUAUUGAUGUCACCUGUUAAAUCCACUUCAUCGGUGUAGAUGAAGGGGAGGAGACAGGUUGAGACAUGGAUUGUGUAUGUGUGCCAUUCAGAGGGUGAAUACUAGGGGUGUGUAGAACAUGGUCCUCUGUAGAACAUGGUCCUCUGUAGAACAUGGUCCUCUGUAGAACAUGGUCCUCUGUAGUAGGGCUGUGCCGACAUGGUCAAUAUCAUAUUCCUAAUUGUAUCCGUAAAUUGACAGUUGAUAGUCGGAUCGGAUGAUACUCUGAAACAUCUUAAGUGUUUUAAUAUGCCUAAGUAGAUGUUCGCAAAAUACCUCCCUGCACGUCCUCACUGCAAAACAGCUGCAGAUUAGGAGCAGCGCGCUGAGGGGUUAGGGGGUGUAGCCUGUGUGUCCUCAACUUGCAGCCAAGUUAGCUGUCACUCACUGGAUUUAACAGGUGACAGCAAUAAGGGAUCAGAGCUUUCACCUGGAUUCACCUGGUCAGUCUAUGUCAUGGAAAGAGCAGGUCUUCUUAAUGUUUUGUAUACUCAGUGUAGGUACCAUUGACUUGCAUUGGAUUUGUGCCACAAAUGCAAAAAAGUUAGCAUUUGAAACAGUACAACUACAAUGACUAAUUUCUCUGAACGGAGGGAAAAAAACAUCACCAAAUUCACUGAGAAUACAUUACAUAGGAUGAAGAAACAAUACUCCAAGCAGCAGCUCCAUACAGUGCCUUGCAAAAGUAUUCAUCCCCCUUGGCAUUUUUUAAAUUUUGUUGCAUUACAACCUGUAAUUUAAAUUGAUUUUUAUUUGGAUUUCAUGUAAUGGACAUACACAAAAUAGUCCAAAUUGGUGAAGUGAAAUUAAAAUAAUAACAAAUUCUAAAAAAUAAAUAACGGAAAAGUGGUGCGUGCAUAUGUAUUCACCCCUUUGCUAUGAAGCCCCUAAAUAAGAUCUGGUGCAACCAAUUACCUUCAGAAGUCACAUAAUUAGUUAAAUAAAGUCCACUUGUGUGCAAUCUAAGUGUCACAUGAUCUGUCACAUGAUCUCAGUAUAUAUACACCUGUUCUGAAAGGCCCCAGAGUCUGCAACACCACUAAGCAAGGGGCACCACCAAGCAAGCGGCACCAUGAAGACCAAGGAGCUUUCCAAACAGGUCAGGGACAAGGUUGUGGAGAAGUACAGAUCAGGGUUGGGUUAUAAAAAAAUAUCUGAAACUUUGAACAUCCCACGGAGCACCAUUAAAUCCAUUAUUAAAAAAUUGAAAGAAUAUGGCACCAGAACAAACCUGCCAAGAGAGGGCCGCCCACCAAAACUCAAGGUCCAAGGAGGGCAUUAAUAAUUUUGGGGGUGGAAAAUUUACCAAGGGGGGUGAAUAAUUUCACAAGCCACUAUACUACUUGUCAGACAUAGAGAACUGAUACUGUAUACUCGUUGUUGGGGUGGUGUUGGAGUGGAAUGUGGGGGGGUCCUUAGGUGGCUUUACUUUGGAUUCCUCAUGUCUAACUCAUUGUAAGAAAAAUAUUUGGUCCAAAUUGGAUGUUAGGUAUGAUAUUUAUUGAAUAUUAUAUGAAUCCUAUAAAUUAAAAUGGCCAAUUUGGGUGCAAUCAAUUAGCUUAAUUUCUCAGAGAUCUAAUUAUAUUCCAACAAAAUAAUGUUGCAGGAAUGCUAAUCUUAUCUGUUUCUAACUACAGAAAUGAUUUCAGAACAAUCUGAUAUGGUGGGUGUCAUGGCUUGCUGAAAUGACACGGAACGACUCUGAUGCCUGAUUUAGGUUUUGACGAUCUUGGAGAAAAUGUAACUAACUAACUAAACAAUCUGAUCAUUCUGGUCUCCCUACAGAUGUGCUUCAUGAAUGCAGACUGCUAAACAACAGAGCAGCACAUGUGAUCUCACAGACAGAGAGAUCUCUGAGCCUCAAGAACCAGCCAAAGCAGUACGCUGUUUAA
This is a messenger RNA of Coregonus sp. 'balchen', 4224 nucleotides long. The record is from the annotation of a GenBank genome assembly. Lineage: Eukaryota; Metazoa; Chordata; Actinopteri; Salmoniformes; Salmonidae.